AUGCCCUCUUCCUCACCCCGUUUUCAGGCAUACUUCAAUGGCGAGAAAGUAGAUGAGCUGGUGGGCGCUGACCCCUCGAAGCUCAAGGCCAUGAUCAGCAAGGUGGCCGCCAUGCAGGGCGCUCAGGGCACGGGCCAGAAGGUUGGCGGCGCCGGCACCAGCGAGCCGCCUGCGGCUGGCGACGACCUGCGCGCCCGCAUGGCCGCGGCGGCCGAGGCGCGGUUCAAGGCGCAGCAGGGCGGAGCGAAGUGA
Molecule: messenger RNA, 252 nt
Organism: Monoraphidium neglectum
Lineage: Eukaryota; Viridiplantae; Chlorophyta; Chlorophyceae; Sphaeropleales; Selenastraceae
Exons: 3
Coding region: 1-252 (83 amino acids)
Source: RefSeq, a predicted model, not a curated record